Messenger RNA from Kazachstania africana CBS 2517, 2502 nucleotides. It is a transcript of the gene TBS1, whose product is annotated as Tbs1p. Lineage: Eukaryota; Fungi; Ascomycota; Saccharomycetes; Saccharomycetales; Saccharomycetaceae. The transcript has a single exon. Bases 1 to 2502 code for a protein of 833 amino acids. Gene Ontology annotation, molecular function: zinc ion binding; DNA binding; DNA-binding transcription factor activity, RNA polymerase II-specific. The record is from RefSeq and is a predicted model, not a curated record. Gene Ontology annotation, biological process: regulation of DNA-templated transcription; DNA-templated transcription.
AUGUCUGGUAAUGAUUUUGCUAGUAUGCCAUUGUCCGGUAACGGGUUUAACAUUGAUACGAAUAUGAAAAACACUGCUGAUGUUUUUCAAACAUCAUUACCUGGAGUCAUACAGGAUGAACCUUUCUAUCAACAAAAUGACACUGCAAAAGCUACAAAUAAGAAGAGAACCGGGAAAGCGUGCGAUUAUUGCAGGAAGAGGAAAAUAAGAUGCGAUAAUUUCGAUUCGAAUAUUGGGAAAUGUGCAAAUUGUAUAAAAUUUAAUAUGAGCUGUACUUUCUACUUCCAUAUCAAUUUACAAAAGAAGAGACGACAGAAAUUUAUGAAUGAAACAAAAGAGCAAUUUAAAGAUCUUAUGAAUGAAGAGGCUGCCAGUAAUACUGCUGUCAAUAACACAAAUACUGUUACCGAUGAUGAAGCACUUACAGCGGCAUUUCCCAAACUUCUUGAUACUGAAUUUGAAAAGGUUGGUAGGAAACUCAUUGUGAUCGACGAAAUUUGUAAAAAUCUGGACUAUUUUAUAGAAGAUAUCAAAGAACAUAAUGAUUUACAACAUUUCGAUUACGAAUUCUUACCACUUGCCGCUCAGAAACAUUAUCAAACAAAUUUAUUUUCAAUUCCAAAGAUCAGAUGGAUCCAUAAAAAGAUUUCAAGUAAUUUACCAUUAGAGGAAUUCAUGAACCCUAUUCAAUUAAUGUUCAAUACAACUUUCAAUUGGUAUCUUGUCCAACUCAAGAAAUCAAUCAAUUUAAGUGCUCUUCUCCGUAGUGAUAACCGGAAUUUCAAUGCCUUAUAUGACUUACCAUCGAGGCAACAAUGUAAGCGUCUUCUAGAAAAUUUUCAUACAUCAGUUUUAUAUGCUAUACCUUCUUUGGUGUCGUUAGAUGAAAUUCUUAAUAUCUCCGAAAAAUAUCAUAGUAAUGAACGCUUAUCAUUCUCUGAUCUUUUUUUAUUGAACGUAUGUCUAAUGAAGGGUGCCUCUUCAUCACUGAUUAUAAAUACAAAAGAUACUUACUACUUAAGAAAAGAUAAAUUUUUACCCAAUUCUGACGAUUUGAAAACCAUUGAGAACAAUCUUUCAAUUAACGUCCAUGUUUAUUAUAAUAGAUUAUUGACAACAAAUGCCUCCAAUCUAAAAAUUUUGAAAGCUCUUCUCAUUUUCACUAAAUAUCUGACAUUAAAUGUGAGUUACGAAUUAGCUUACCCAGUUCUUCGAAGAGCAGUGUCAGUAGCAAUUGAUCUAGGCCUCAACAAAAUAUCGUCAUAUGCUCAUCUAACACCGGAAAGAUCCUUGAAAAGGAGGAAUCUAUGGAUCCAUUGUCUAAGUUCAGACAAAUUAUUCGCUUCGAUUCUUUGUAAUGCCCCACUAAUUAAUGGAACCGAUACCAAUAUCCUCGAUGAUGAAAAUUACAUCGCCAUAAUUAAACAAUUAGACAAUUCAAACCCAAUACCGCAUAAUAAAAUCAGUGGAAUCAACACCAUGAAAGAAGCUUUUGCCUACAUUGUUCACAAUACCAGGUUCAUGCCUGUUUUCACAGCAUAUUAUAACAGUAAACUGAUCAAUAUUGAAGACCAAAUACUUACAGUGUGUUAUCAAUUGAAAAGUACGCAAAGUAUUGCUUUUGAUGAAUUACUCGAUACGGCAUUGAAACUUAACGAAGAUUUGAUGAAUUGGCAGGGUUCAUUAAAUCCCUGCAUGAAGUUGGAAAGUUUCAAAGAGUAUUAUAAAUUAUUGUCAUUUAAAACCUUCAAUACUGAAACUCCAGAAUUACAAUUUGAAAUUGUAUGUUCAAGGAUCUUGAAGAUUCAUUUCCGAUUUUUCUAUUCAGUUAUCAUGCUAAGUCACUUCAUUGUUGCAUUUGUCAAUGAUAAUCGAAAAGCAGGAACAGUGACAAGGAAGGAUUUAGUUGGAUUGAGUCAAAAGUUUGUUAAACAGUAUAAGGAUUAUUCCAUUAAAAUGAUUAAAAUCUUUAAUUCGUUAAAGUACCAACCUUUCCUUUACAACGAAUUAAUGUAUUUUUUCAAUACUGGCGUUUAUUCAUUAACCUUUUACUUAUUCAAUCAAAUCGAUGAUAUGGAAAAUAAUUUAGAAAACGCCUAUUUUAUUGAAAUGCUGGUAACUACUCAUACUCAUAUAGCGGGUGAAAACCAAGAAAAUUUCUUUGGCAAUAAUAUGAAAUGGAAUGUCGAUAUGUUUAUUUUCACAUUUUUAUUGAAAAAAAUUAUUCAAUACUUCAAUGAAAGGAAUUCAUUUGCAAAGAUAUACAAUUUUGAUCCCAGUGUAUACGACCAAAUGAUUUCAACAUUAUUAAAAAAGUGUUUUGAAAUUAAACAAGAAACUGUUGAUAUUUUCAUUUCAAGUUUGAAUGAAAAUGAAAUCGUUUCAAGUCUAAAAAACGAGACGAUGGAUAUCUAUGAUGAUAUUUCAAAGCCAUUCUUAAGAUUGUUGAAGACAGACCAAGCUGCUUGUUCAAUCCUACCUGUACUUGAAAAUAGAAAUUGA